GAAUAAAAAGAUUAUCUUGCCGCCAUCUCCGUUUCUCUCUUUCAGAAUGUCGGCGUCUGAAACACCUGUCGUCGACAAGCCAUUACCGGAGGAGAAACCGCCGGAAAAGCGUUCCUGGGCCGACGAGGCUGAGGAAGAAGUUCAAAAUGAAGAACCUUUAUCUUCCUCUGAAGACAAAUCCUCUGCCUCCAAAGAAAAAGCUAUCGAAGUACCAAGUCUGGGGCCUCUAGCCAUCGACGAGACAAAGAAGGUUAAUAUGUUCCUAGAAGAUCCUGAAGACUCUAGCAUCGAAGCUGUUACGGUAGGGGAAACGCCAUAUACUUCGGCUAAGGUGUUCGAAGACUUGAAUCUAUCGCCGGAGUUGAUUAAGGGUUUAUAUGUUGAGAUGAAGUUCACUAGGCCGAGCAAGAUUCAAGCUGUAAGUUUACCCAUGAUCUUAACUCCUCCCCAUAAGCACUUGAUUGCUCAGGCCCACAAUGGUUCCGGAAAGACUACUUGUUUCGUGCUGGGUAUGUUGAGCCGUGUUGAUCCUGCCUUCCGUGCUCCCCAGGCCUUGUGUAUUUGCCCAACCAGAGAAUUAGCUAUCCAGAACAUGGAAGUUCUUCAAAAAAUGGGCAAGUUUACUGGAAUUACUUAUGAUCUUCUAAUACCACCAGCAGGUGAUAGUGCUGGCUAUUUACCUGUGGCUAAGAGACCGCCAUUGACGGCACAAAUAGCAAUUGGAACACCUGGCACAAUCAAUAACUAUAUCCGGUUGAAAAAAUUGCAUACUUCGUCGUUGAAGAUUCUUGUUUUCGACGAGGCUGAUCAUAUGUUAGCCGAGAGAGGAUUCAAAGAUGACUCAAUUAGGAUAAUGAGGGCAAUUGCGUCUACCAAUCCUCAAUGCCAGGUUCUUCUUUUUUCUGCGACUUUUGACGAUGUUGUGAGGGAUUUUGUUUCAAAGAUUGUGACAGACACGUUCAAAGGUGAUUAUAACCAAAUGUUUGUGAAAAAAGAAGAAUUGUCCUUGGAGUCUGUGAAACAGUACAAGGUCAGGUGUCCGGAUGAGCUUUCCAAGAUUCUGGUCAUAAAAGAUAAACUUCUCGAGUUGGGGCAGAAGGUUGGGCAGACAAUAAUAUUUGUUCGCACGAGAAAUAGCACAAAGAUGUUACAUAAAGCCCUUACGGAAUUUGGUUAUGAGGUGACAGCAAUCCAGGGUGCUCUUAAUCAAGAAGACAGAGACAAGAUUGUGAAGGAAUUUAAAGAUGGGUUAACUCAAGUACUUAUUGCAACUGAUGUUCUUGCCAGGGGUUUUGACCAGUCCCAAGUCAAUUUGGUUGUCAAUUUUGAUCUUCCUGUAAAGCAUGAGAUCCAAACAGAGCCAGAUUGUGAGGUAUACUUGCAUCGGGUUGGUAGGGCUGGGCGUUUUGGCCGCAAGGGAGCGGUUUUCAACUUGUUAUGUGGGGAAAGAGACUCUAUGAUAAUGGGAAAAAUUGAGAAACACUUCAAUAGUUCAGUACAUGAGGUACCAUCUUGGACAAGUAAUCAAGACUUUGAAGAAGCCCUAAAAAAGGCAGGACUACUAGAUGGAUGAUGAUAGGAUUAGGGUUUUUCUGUUGCAUAAUUUUAUUUUAUUUUGCUGUUUUUUGAAUUUUUGUUCACGAGUUCUAUAGAAGAAUAUUAUGUGGUAGAGAAUUAUAUAUCAUUUUGAUUGAUAUCGAAUCCAACCGGGAUUGUUUUUAUGUUGGUUGAGUCAUUUUGUAUGGUUUGGUCUAGUCUUUUAUAACAUGCAAAGUUGAUAAUUUAUUUGAAACAAAUAUUUUGAUUGAUUCU
Molecule: messenger RNA, 1812 nt
Organism: Impatiens glandulifera
Lineage: Eukaryota; Viridiplantae; Streptophyta; Magnoliopsida; Ericales; Balsaminaceae
Product: DEAD-box ATP-dependent RNA helicase 38-like
Exons: 8
Coding region: 47-1573 (508 amino acids)
Biological process (GO): poly(A)+ mRNA export from nucleus
Cellular component (GO): cytoplasmic stress granule; nucleus
Molecular function (GO): RNA helicase activity; RNA binding; ATP binding
Source: RefSeq, a predicted model, not a curated record